AUGUCUUCUUCCAGCACAAGUGCAAGUACACCACAUACAUCAUCCUCUCCACCAUCCUAUUCAUCUCCAUCGUUAUCGUCUGAAAACAUCAAUCAUAAAGAUUAUCCCAUACAUCCAUCAUUAGAACAGAGGAAAUCAUCUACCAUCAUAACUUUCACUCCCACCGCUGAGUCUGAGCCCGAUCUCGAACCUAAUCCUCAUCAGAUCAGACGAGAAGAUGAGGGAGAUGGAGAAUUGGAAGCAUACUCGGCAAUACCACCUCAUAUGAGAUCAAAUUCGGAUUCAAAUCCAAUGUCAAGGAUCAAUUCUGAUACAUCAAUACACUCCACUUUAUCUCAAUUAGAAGAAGGUGAAAUGUACACAACGACUGGUAAUAACACCAUUACAGUCACACAUCCUACUUCUCAAGGUGAAAAUGAUGAUCAACCAAAUGAAACAACUUCGUUACUAGGUAAUACCAAUGGUAUCAAUGGGAAUGGUCCAGGAGGAAAAAAGAAGAAAUGGUAUAAAGGUCCAUACGCAAUUACAGCUAUCAAAUUCUCCAUCCUAUUUACGAUAUUUACAAUCAUUGUAGUGGGAACAUUCUAUUUCGGAUUGCCAAAAUUAGAUUCAGAAGAUAAGAAAGUAAUUAAAUUGCCUAGGAACUUCCAGGAUCUACAGGAAUUAAACGCUUUGUUUCAGAAAUACAAGACUCGAUAUCCAUUCCGAAUCUUAGCUUGCGCAGUCGUCACCUAUCUAUUCGUCCAGACCUUUACGCUACCCGGAUCGAUGUAUAUUUCAAUCAUAUUUGGAGCAGCAUAUGGGAUCAUGUAUGGAUUGGUACUGAGUUGCUUCUGCGACGCUACCGGCUCGUUACUUUGUUACACUUUAUCGUCCCUCCUCGCUCCGCCACUGCUGACUAUGCCAUUCUAUCGAGCAAGAGUCGAAACAUGGCGUACAAAGAUAAUGGGUGAUCCUAAAAAAGGUAAAAAAGUAACAUGGGAUAGCGUUUUCGCUUUCCUAUUGGUACUGAGGAUCGCCCCUUUCCCUCCUCACUGGGUAGCAAAUUUUGUCGCUCCACAUUUGGGAAUCGGAAGAUUUAUGUUCUGGUGUAGUUGUUUCAUAGGUAUCGCUCCUGUAUCAGUUAUUCAUGUCACCAUUGGAUCUUCACUUGAUUCAAUGACUUCGGCAGCGGAUUUCCAUCUACUAUCACUUCGAAAUAUACUUGGGCUACUUGCUGUCGUAGUAGCAGUUUUGAUCCCAGUCGGACUAAAGCGAGUGUUCAAGAAAGAUUUGGGUGAUUUAGGAGAAGCUGAAGAAGUUUUCGUUGAGACCUCAAGGGAUGAAAGACAAGUUGAUGUACCGCCCGUAGGGGGAAUGGUUGAAGGAAGAAGAUACCAUGCUAUUGACAGUGGUGUAGUUCUCUCAUUACCUUCAAGAGGUGAUGGUACGAAUAUGGGUAAUAAGUUGAUCAAAAAAGGUAAAGGUAAAAAUACAUUAGAAAUCAUACCUGACCAAGAUGAAGAUGGAGAUGAAGAUGGAGAUGGAGAUGAUGAUCAAUAUGAUGAAGAUGAUUUCGACUUUGAGGAUGAUUCAAGAUUUGAGGAUCACUCAAGGUAUCAAGGUGAAAGUCAAGGUGAAACAAGUCAUUCAAAUUCAACUUCAAAUGCAGAUUCAAGAUCAUCACGAUCAGGUGAUAAUUCACCCUCCACACCAAAUUGGGAAAAUCAAUAUCAGAUAUAUGACCCAUCAGGUCAAAUAAAUCGAGUUGAAUUCAAUCACAACCACAACUACAACCAAAAUAACAAUAACAAUAAACCAUAUAGACCAAAUACAUCAAAAGGAUAUGGUUCAAUACAACCUAUAAUUCCUGAACCUAGAGAAAGAGUAAUGCCUUCAAUGGGCGGUUGGUGGCCUUUUACAAGAGGUGAUGUAGCUUAG
This is a messenger RNA of Kwoniella shivajii, 1920 nucleotides long. RefSeq lists its product as uncharacterized. The transcript is spliced from 4 exons. Bases 1 to 1920 code for a protein of 639 amino acids. The record is from RefSeq and is a predicted model, not a curated record. Gene Ontology annotation, cellular component: endoplasmic reticulum membrane. Lineage: Eukaryota; Fungi; Basidiomycota; Tremellomycetes; Tremellales; Cryptococcaceae.